This is a messenger RNA of Drosophila montana, 5803 nucleotides long. It is a transcript of the gene Drep2, whose product is annotated as DNA fragmentation factor-related protein 2. Lineage: Eukaryota; Metazoa; Arthropoda; Insecta; Diptera; Drosophilidae. The transcript is spliced from 3 exons. Bases 1271 to 2740 code for a protein of 489 amino acids. Gene Ontology annotation, biological process: regulation of apoptotic process; apoptotic process. The record is from RefSeq and is a predicted model, not a curated record.
UCUGCGGAGCAUUGAUUUGCGUGUUUGUUCUGUGCUUUUGACUGUUAAAAUGUGUUUGUUUUGUAAUUAAACUGCAUUAGUUUCGUGCUUUGAACAAAAAAUAUUUAUACUAGAAUUCGUUUGAAAAUCUUCGAAAAAAAAGUGAACACGGAACUCGUCUGAAUGAAGUGAAAAGUGACAAAUGAAAGGCGUGGGUACUACCAAUACUAGAAAAUAGAAGCAAACCAAGAGAUUAAGCGUGUCCUGUAUGUACAUAUGUGUGCGUGUGCGCCUUUAAGAUUUUGCUCAUGUGCCCAUUUUUAUUGUUGUUCUAAUUGCCAACAAAAAACAAUAAAUAAAAAACAAACGCGACAAUUAAUUGCAGAUCGGAUUCAAAAAUGUGUUCAAUGUGAAUAAAAUGAUAACGGUACACACACACGCACACAAACACUGCCAACAGCAAAUCUUCGCCGACAUCGCAGCCGCACCUACGUACAUAUAUGUCGAUAUGUGUGUGUGUGUAUUAUAGUGGGUGUAGGUGUACGUAGUUAAAAGAAAAAUAAAAUAAAAUAAAAUAAAAGUGAUAAGCGGCAGCAUUAAUGCUAUAGCAAAGCAAUUAAAUAAAGAAUUGUUUAAAUAAAUAAUCAAAUUGUACAAGGCAAAUACCAAUACACACUCAGCAGGAGCAGCAGCACCACCAACAUAUGUACGUAUGUACACACACACACUCACACCUACAUACACCACGAAAAAAGGCAUAGAGAGCCGAGCCAAAGAGUGAGAGAGAGAAAGCACGGUGCCAAAAAGGAACGUCAAAAGGAAGAAGCAGCAGUAGAGCAGCACACAGCAUCGGCGCGUUGCGGGAAGAUUGAAAAUAAACGUGUAGUAGAGAAUUUUUGAAGCACACUCCACACGCCCACCAACCAACCGCCCACUGCCGCCGUUCUCCCCAGCGAGUGCCCUCUCACCGCCACCGCUACCGCCAACGCUGUGCGGACAUACAUACAGACAAACACUCACACACUUACGCAGACAUACAUACAAACAGAGACUCGUAUGCGCGAAAAGUGUAAGCCGUGCACAGUUGUUGUUGGUGUUGCUGUUCCUGUUAGCCGCCGCCGCCAAAGGACGACAGACGCGACGGCGACGACGACGACGACAACGCCAACGACCACGUCGACAACGACGACGCAGAGGCAGAGGCAGAGUCAGAGGACGUGUUGUUGUUGCCGUUGAAGCCAACGCAAAUGGCAGACCCUCUAAGCGGGCCCUGCUUUUGAGACAUGUCGUAAUGGCCAGAGAGGAGUCUCGCGGCAAGCGACCACUGAAAAUUUGGGAUAGUUGGCGGAAUGUGCGCAAAGGCGUCGUAGUUGGUACAUUUGAGGAGCUAUUGGUGCGCGGCAAGGACAAAUUGGGGGUUCCUGCUUCAGAACCCGUGCGCGUUGUUCUGGAGUGUGAUGGAACCCAAAUUGAGGAUGGCGAAUACUUUCGCACCCUGGCCAACAAUACGGUACUCUUGCUGUUGAGGCAGGGCGAACGAUGGUAUCCCACGGGUGUGGAUGUCAUAAAGGCUGCUAUAUCAGCUAUACCGAAAAUCGUCUGUGAGACGAUCCAUGCACUGGAACUGCACGAUGAGACACCAUCUUGGAAGAUUAUGGAUAAUAAAGGGCGUGUCACGGUCGUACUGCACUGGGAUCAGCGCCAGGGUGGCGGUGGAGGAGGCGGCGGCGGCGGCGGAGGAGGAGGUGGUGGUGGUGGAGGAGGCGGCGGCAUGUGCAUGGGCGCCGGCCUGGGCAGCAGCAAUGGACUGCUGUCAUCGGACAAGUACUCGCCCUCGAAGAAGGGACUCUCUGCGCAAAGUUCGCUGGAUAACAAAUCGGUGUCGUCGCAGUCCUCACAGCCGCGCUAUGCCAGCCCACAAAUAACGGUCAUCAGCGACGAGGGCCCGGCGAGCAUUUACCAUCCGGGCGGCGUUGUCCUGCCGCCAGGCGUUGUGAUACCCGGCAGCAAUCGCCGUCUCUCCAAGCAGGGCGGCUCCUUUGAUAGCGCCGUCGGCGCGGUACAUGUGCAUACGCCCGAGUGCGCCCAUCAUGCGCACACGCCCAGCCGGGCGGGCAGCCCCAGCACCACGGAGUGCGACUUCCAUUGCUGUGCCCUGCACGAGGAGGGCCGCAAGAUAGCCGUGCACAAGAGCGUCGCCACCUCGCCCAUACAGGACGGCAGCAGCAGUCCGCAGCAGCAGCAGCUGCAGGCGCAUCAGGCGACGCUGGCGAUGUCCUCAUCGGUUAUGGAUCCUAUGCUGGGCGGCAGCGGCAGCAACAGCGGCAGCAUGCAGCGUCGCUCGUCGGGCGCCAAGGGUCAUGUGCGCUUCCUGGACAUUGCACCGGAGCGCGACAGCUCCGAGAGCGAAACGGAGAACACGGUGAUGGAGGAUGAUAAGACGACGACGGAGAAAUUUCUGUUGCUCAUCGAUCAGCUGUCUGUCGAUCAGAAGCGCCAUCUCAGCAUCAAGGAUAUCGGCAUCAUACUGGAACGCCUCAAUUCCAAGAUACUGGACGUGGAGCGUCUGGAUCGUGAGUCCGAGUCGGAUGAUUGUUAUAACUGGACGAUAAAGGCGACAAUACGCGGCGAUGCGCUGCGCGAACUGGGCGUCAUCUACAAUGGCAACUACUAUGCCAUAUCCGAGCAUCCUGGCUACAAGGAGGAGCUCGAGGAGAACGGCGAGGAGGUCGAGGAGGAGGACGAAGAGGAUAGAAUUUAAACGAAAAAACAAAAACUAACAAACAAACAUUUAUUAACAAAUUCCAAAAGUGGAGAAACGAUGAUAAAAAGGUAUCAAUAAUUAGCGCAUUUUUAGACACGACACGCGCAGCGGCAACUGGCCACGCCCCGAACGCCCUCACACACAAACACACACACACACUUAUAAAAGAAAACCUAUUAUGAAUUAUAAAAGAAUUAAGUAAAACCAAAGAAACAAAAACAACGGCAACCGCACAUUGUACAAUAGUGAAGUAAGCAACAAAGUGGAUAACAAAAAAAAAAAACACACACACACAAAACGAAACAGAAAUUAACAUAAAGGAUAACAAGGAUGAUAACAAAUUCAGAAGCCAAUAGGAACGAAACGUUUUUCGUAGCAUUUAGCGAAUUUGUCAUUUGGCCGGGAAAACAACAAGUUGUAAGCGAUUCGAUUAACGAACCGAUAAUAAGCACAUAAAUUAACAAAAAAGGUAUUUCUGUUAUUGAUUUUUUAUUAUUAUUAUUAUUACUAUAAUUAUCGCUAUAUUUAUUAUGAUUGUUGUUAACGUUGAUUCAUUUGUGUGCCAAACAGCCUAGCGCAUGCCUUAUUUAGUUGUAAAAAUCAACAAAAAAGCCCCUAAAACAAACCAUUUCUCAGCUGUCAAAGUCGGGCACUUAAAUGCUCCGAUUGUUAACUAACUAAACAUCUGCUUGGCACUGGAUAAGGUACAGUGAAGGGUCUCAGAACGAACAACUGACGAGUUUUAGUUCUUUUUUAACACAAUAGCCAUAGCUGAAGCUGAGAGAAGUACAACUUUUCCUUUAUAUAACAAAUAGACUUUUUAAUUUUGUGCCAUAUUAGUUUCUAAGUUUUUAAAUAAUAUGCAGAGGAAUAUAUGUUAAAUUCUAGUUAAUUGUUUAGCAAAUAUGUUUUCAAGGAAUAACCUGUUAUUUUCAGGACAUAUCUUUUAAACGAACAACUCGAGUUCGUAGUUGUUCGCUCUAGCGAGCUUUCACUGUACAUAUAUCUAACUGUAGCAGAGUCCAAAUUCAAACGUGCCAAUGUAUGUGUAUAUAUAUCACUAUAUGCAUAUGUAUGUGCAUACUUUUGUGUAGUUCCUCAGUUGUAUUCCUUAAAGAGCACAUUGGUAUAUUCUCUAUAGAAAAACGAACCCAAUUUACUUGCAGUUGCUUUCCAUGGCUUCCAUAUAUGUUGUUGUUUCCUAACAUUCUAUUAGGCUAUUAUAAGUAUAAAACAAAACAAAAAAGAAACGAAACAAAGAAUAUAAAAAUGAAAAACAUAAGGUUAAACUUUCCCUCUCGAAUCAGCAUUUCAAAACUGCCGUUAUUUGUAGUGUUGUAAAACGUUAACAUAACAGUCGCGUACAGCCCCAGCCCCAAAAUGGGUAACACUUUUGGCAUUAAUCAUACUCCAAAUGUAAAUGGAAAUGAUGCGAAUGCGAAUGAUGAUAAUGAAAAUUCAAACAAUGAUCGUCUGGCUUAAUGAUGAUUACGUAAUUAACUGUAGUUAUAUACAUAACAUUGUAGUAACUAAAUCAAGACGAUGACGAAGAAGUUGAUGAUGAUUAAGAAAACCUAAAGAAAUCAUCAGACAUUUUAUAGCAAUGAAAACACACACACACACACACACCCAUACCGCACACACACCACUAUACCCAAACUUUUAUGUUCCUCUUUUAAUAUCAGCGAUGCGAGCAUUGUGUAAUUAGAGUUUAUAAAGUAUGUCUAAAAGCCAAACUAACAUUAACAUAUUACAUACAAAUGAAACACUGCCAAAAAUGAAAAAAUGAAACAAAACAAAAAAAAAACAAAAUGAAGAAAAACUUGCAUUUCUUAUGUUAAAUUGUUAAACAAUAAUGAAAAUUCCCCCCCUAAUUCGUUUGGAUCGCAAUUCCAUGAACUAUUGUAAUUGGGUUAAGAUAAUUGGAAAAGAUGCACAACAACAAAGAUAAGAAAACCCCUUUGAAUAUUGUUGUGUAAAAUUGUACAAAUUCUUCGGCGCAGCUCACAACUCUGGUCAUAUAUAUGUUUAUAUAUACAUAUGUAUGUCAAGUGCCCCGAUAAGCUUAUAUAUAUAUAAUAUCUCUGCUCAAACCCCGACCACCUUUCAAUCAACUAUGAAAAUAGCUAUAGAUAGGGUAUUUCCGUUCGGCUUAUCAGCUCUUCAGCUGCUCAGCUCCUCCUACACCUCUCUCUCCCCUCGUUGCCCCCCGUCGUCUGAUUGUGCUUGGAAUUAAAUGAAUUUUCACCCUUUCCCCCAAAUUCCUUACCUCGACACGCAUUGGGACAGAACAGAUUAAUGCUCAACAAGAAUUUUGGAAAGCAAGCGUUUGUCCAAGGCACAAAUUAAAUGGAAAUCAAAUCGAUAAUUGAUUACAAAUGAUAAUAAAUACAAAGAGUUAUAGCAGAGAAAUAAAAAACCAAAAACGAAGCUCACAAUUAGCAAAAAAAAAAACAAAUGAAAAAACGAAUUCAUUAGCGUUGUUUUAAUUUAUUAGUAAGUCAAGAAAAAAAAACACACAACAAAUAAGAAUGAAGUAAAUAAAAAAAGCGAAACGUGCAACAAGAAUGAUAUAUGAUAUAAGCCGCAGAGUACAGUUUGGGAGUCAUGAUUAAAUAGAGAAGAAGAAGUCAAGUGCUGCAGUGCACAAUUAUAAAUAUACAUAUAUAAACAAAUUAAAAGAAAAACAAAAAAGCAAAAAAAAACCUAUACAUACUCAAAAUACAAUGCAUUACAUACAUAAUAAGAGAAACUCGCAGUAUAUAACAUACAAAAACUCAAAUUUCCAUACUGAAUACUGACUUCUUCAACUGACUUCCAUAAUCAUAAUCAUUGUUAACAUUUAACUAUAAAGAAUUGCGCUUAAAAGACAAGUUUGUAGUACAUUUUGUUUUGUGGAAGAUAUAGUAUGUUCCCGACUCUUCACCUAGGUUCGAGACAGUCCUCCUCAUUUAUCUUUUAGCCAAGCCCGACAAAAACUUAAACACGUAACACUCUGUAUAAAUGCAAUCAGUUAGAUUUAUAAGAUGAAACCAACAAAAAAAAAAAAAAAAAAAGAAA